AUGAGCAUUUUUCAAAUGAAUUUGGCAUUUUACUGUAUUUGCUUCAAAUUGAUUUUUCUUGAACCAUUUUAUGCUUAGUAAGAUACAUAAUAACUAUUUGAAGAUAUAAAAAUACAUUUAAUGUUCACAUACUUAUUUGUUACCAAAAUUUAUGGAUUUAUUUACAUGGUUAAUACCUUUUAUUGCAGAAAAAGUAGGAUUUUAAUUUUAUUAUUAUUAUUAGUUUGCAAAGUAUUUUUCCUUUUUAUACAAACAAGAGGUGAUGAGUCAAUUGAUAAGAUUUCAAAAGAAAAAGAUAUUGCAAAUUGGUUAAUAUCAAAUAAAAAAAAAAGAUUAAAGAUGUUUUUAAAGUGUAAAAUAAAGUUUUUAUUAAGAAUUGAUGUAAAUUCAAAAAGGUAAAGUUUUGAUUUAAAUAAAAGAAGCUUAUUUUUAAUAAUCUAAUUUCAAAUACUCUAUUAGUUAGGAAUUCAAAUGUAAUAAAGGAUUAUAAAUAGCAAUGGAAGCUUUUGA
Molecule: messenger RNA, 510 nt
Organism: Paramecium sonneborni
Lineage: Eukaryota; Ciliophora; Oligohymenophorea; Peniculida; Parameciidae
Source: the annotation of a GenBank genome assembly